This is a messenger RNA of Malaclemys terrapin pileata, 1300 nucleotides long. RefSeq names its product butyrophilin-like protein 2. The record is from RefSeq and is a predicted model, not a curated record. The coding region runs from base 146 to 1300 and encodes 384 amino acids. The transcript is spliced from 7 exons. Lineage: Eukaryota; Metazoa; Chordata; Testudines; Emydidae.
AAUGAUCUUGGGGUUCAUUAAACAACAAACCAGUGUGUGACUGUCAUCUGAGUAGCAGUUGAAUCAGCAUUGCUGGAAAAGAAAUACAGUGAAUUUACAAGACAAUGUAUCAGAGUUGGAUGAAUUAUAUUGCAAUCACUUCACAAUGCAGCUAGUAAUCAAAGUAGUCUCCGCCAUCAUCUUUCCAUUGCUUUUCAUCAUGAAAUGGUAUUGGGGUGAUUUUACUGUCACUGUGCAUGUUGCUCCUGAAGUUGUCUUGGUUGGACAAGCUGUGACAUUGUCCUGCCAUCUCAUAGGAAAGGUCCCCACUAACAUUCAAGUGCAUAUGUACAAACUGGAAAGGAACAAAAAUACGACGUUAUAUUUUUACAAUAGCACAGAAAACGGGACUGAGCUGGGCUGGGCUGGGGACCGGCACAGGAUCAAAGGACGAUAUGAGAAUGGAGUCGUGAGGGUGAAGCUCUUUCCAGUGCAAGUAGAAGAUAGUGGGCGGUAUGUGUGUGUGGUGACAAGCGAUGGUGUCUAUAAAGAAGACAUCGUCCAGGUGACUGUUCCAGGUUUUGGAUCUGCACCUCGCCUAACUACAGAACAUCAGCAGAAUAAUUCAAUCACUCUGAGAUGUACGUCCCAAGGGUGGUACCCACAACCUGAAGUACGCUGGACUGACAGCACAGAACAAAACAUAUCUGCUAUGGCUGAAACAAGAAUCCAAAAAGAUGUGACAGAUCUGUAUCAAAUCAAGAGUACACUCAGGGUAGCAGAUACUGCUUCUGACACUAUCUCUUGCAUUAUAAUAAACCCCUUGCUGAAGAGGCACCGCAAAAAAGUUAUUGCAAUUUCUGGUUUCUUUGAUGUGGAGGCAGAACAUGACAUCAUUACCGCUGUAAUUGGAGAAAAUGCCAUUCUUCCCUGCCGGCUGAUUACAAAACAUCUGCCCCCAAGCAUGGAGCUGCAAUGGAGGAAAGUUGGACCUGGGAAGGAUAAGACAAUCUAUCUCUACAUCUAUGAUGAAAGCAGCCCCCUGGUUAAUUCUUAUCCACAAGAUGACAAAUGCUCAAUGGGUUAUUUGUCUCCAAAUGGAGUCAACAGCAGGGAAUGGCUCAGGAAGAAAUAUGAAAAAAAGGCAGAAGUUUUUAAAGGAAAGGAGUUUGGGAAAGGAAAUAUUUCUCUGAAACUGAACAAUAUUCAGGAGGAAGAUGAAGGGAAAUACGUAUGUUCUGCCACAGCCAACUCAUUUCACAGAGAGAUCAUCAUUGAUGUCUUAGUUAUAGCAUACUUUGGCAACGAGUUCACAGGUUGA